Molecule: messenger RNA, 2010 nt
Organism: Durio zibethinus
Lineage: Eukaryota; Viridiplantae; Streptophyta; Magnoliopsida; Malvales; Malvaceae
Product: protein LIKE EARLY STARVATION, chloroplastic-like
Biological process (GO): starch metabolic process; regulation of starch metabolic process
Cellular component (GO): chloroplast stroma; starch grain
Molecular function (GO): starch binding
Source: RefSeq, a predicted model, not a curated record
AAAAAGCCAAAAAGGAAAAGAAAAAAACAAAAAGAGGAGGAGUAAAUCUCACUAAAUCAGGCGUUAACUUCAAAGAGAGUUUCAGAAGAGAGUUCCAAGUUCCAACGUCUAUAUCUUCGGUUCUACUUCACUCUCAACCUCCCAAGAAAUGGCUUCUCUCUCACGCGCCACUCUACUCGCCUCCACUCCGCUCCCUCCCGACCACCAUAAACAUGCCUUCAUUUCCGCGCCAAAAACAGUCAAUCAAAGAAGUAGAAGCAGGACAAACCUGACGGUUGCUAGAGCCGUUGAUGGCGGCGAUUCGUACCUUGAUAUGUGGAGGAAAGCGGUGGAGAGGGAAAAGAAGGAAACCGAGUUUCAAAAAGUAGCCCAGAAUUUGGCUAAGAUCGACGAUGAUAGCGGUGUCGGUAAUGGUGAUAAUAAAGAGGUUAUGGAGAAGAAGAGCGAGGAGUUCCAGAAGAUUCUGGAAACUCCGAAGGAGGAAAGGGAUCGGAUUCAGAGAAUGCAAGUAAUUGAUCGUGCUGCGGCGGCGAUUGCGGCGGCUCGAUCCAUUAUCAAGAAGAACGAUUCGUCUCCGGGAAAGGAAGAUUCCAAGAACGAAAAUGGCAGAACAAUUAGAGUUGAAGAAGAGGGAAAGCAGAGUGGGAGCAUUUUUGUUACUUCAUCGGGUAAUUCUGGAAAUGGAACACCUGGUCCAGAUUUUUGGUCCUGGACACCUCCUCAAAGUACUGAUCCGAUUUUGGAUGAUAUUGAUGGAUUGCAGACUGCUAGACAAACUUCAGAGUAUCCAAUUUCGAGCAAUCCAGUUUUAGAGAAAGAUCAGUCUUUCGGUUUUCUCUCUAUUCCUUUCGAGAGUAAAACUUAUGAGGCCACCCGCAAUCUUCCACCUUUUCAGUCAUUGAUAGAGGUUGAUAAAACAAAAGUACCUGAGGUUGCUGUAGAAAAGACUUCUUUAAAAGAGGAACAUAAUCUUGAAGUUGAAUUUUCUGCACAUGCUGCAGAAGCAGCUGAUGCCCUUCAUAAGGCAGAAGAAUUAUCUUCCCAAGGAGUCAGUGCGGAAGGAAGGAGAUGGUGGACGGAAACAGGAAUUGAGAAAAGACCUGAUGGUGUGAUUUGCAGGUGGACAAUGAUCAGGGGUGUUAGUGCUGACCAAGCUGUUGAGUGGCAAGAGAAGUACUGGGAGGCUUCCGAUGAGUUCGGUUACAAGGAGCUGGGUUCUGAGAAAUCAGGACGUGAUGCUUAUGGGAAUGUUUGGAGUGAAAACUGGAGAGAAUCAAUGUUGCAGGAUGGCGGGCUUGUACAUCUUGAAAAAACUGCUAAUAAAUGGGGAAAGAAUGCAAAAGGUGAGGAGUGGCAAGAAAAUUGGUGGGAACAUUAUGAUGCAUCUGGAAAAUCUGAGAAAUGGGCUGACAAAUGGUGCAGCAUUGACCCAAACACACCCCUUGAGGCUGGUCAUGCUCAUGUUUGGCAUGAAAGGUGGGGAGAACAAUAUGAUGGAUAUGGUGGCAGCGUGAAAUACACUGACAAAUGGGCAGAGCGCUGCGAAGGUGAUGGUUGGGCGAAAUGGGGUGACAAGUGGGAUGAACAUUUUGACCCCAAUGGCCAUGGUGUAAAGCAGGGUGAAACAUGGUGGCAAGGGAAACAUGGGGAUCGCUGGAAUCGCACUUGGGGUGAGCACCAUAAUGGCUCUGGAUGGGUUCACAAAUAUGGGAAGAGUAGCAGUGGGGAGCACUGGGACACACAUGUGGAGCAAGAGACUUGGUAUGAGAGAUUCCCACACUAUGGUUUUUAUCACUGCUUCGACAACUCUGUGCAGCUGCGGGAGGUUAAGAAGCCAUCUGAGAUGUCUGAACAAUAAACCUUUGUUUGUUUGUUUAUUUAUUUAUUUACUCAAGUACAUUUUUCAUAUAAAGGUAAAAUUUAGUAAUAAGUAGCUAUAGUUCCUCACAAAGAAACUAGUGUUAAAAACAAAAAUAAUCUGACAUAUUGCUGAAGUUUGCAUGUUUCUCA